Messenger RNA from Penicillium malachiteum, 864 nucleotides. RefSeq lists its product as uncharacterized. The record is from RefSeq and is a predicted model, not a curated record. The transcript has a single exon. Gene Ontology annotation, molecular function: 3'-5' exonuclease activity; nucleic acid binding. Gene Ontology annotation, biological process: nucleobase-containing compound metabolic process. The coding region runs from base 1 to 864 and encodes 287 amino acids. Lineage: Eukaryota; Fungi; Ascomycota; Eurotiomycetes; Eurotiales; Aspergillaceae.
AUGUCUCCGAAGGACCCGCCCCAAAUAAAGAUCGUUGACGACAAGGAGGCUAUACGUAGCCUUCUCACUGUCAUUGAGAAUCUUCCACUGGCUGGCCAUACGACACCAGAUCUUUUCUUAGAUCUGGAGGGAAAUAACCUCAGCCGCUGGGGUACAUUAUCAAUAAUCACCCUCUUCAUUGUUUCGGAACAUCGAAUAUACUUGAUUGAUGUUCACAUACUAGGAAACGCAGCAUUUGAAUCUCCGGCUGGCACCGAGAUCUCUCUAAAAAGUAUUUUAGAGAACCCGGAGAUCAAGAAAGGAAUUUUCGAUGUUCGAAUGGACUCGGAUGCAUUGUUUAGCCACUUCAAUGUCUCCAUCGACGGUGUAGAGGAUAUCCAGCUGAUGGAGCUUGGAGGAAGAAGGGGAUCGAAGAGAUGUGUUUCGGGACUUGCUAAAUGCAUUGAGAAGGAUAGUCGUAUCAGUCCUGAGAAAAAGGUAAUAUGGAAGCGACAGAAAGAGAGUAUGAAGCCACGCUUUAAUUUUGGAAUUUUCGAUGAUCGUCCCUUAAGCCCCGAGGUCAUAGAAUAUUGUGCGCAAGAUGUUGUUUUUCUUCCUGAUUUGUUCAUUUAUUAUGACUCCCUUCUUAGGGAGCCUUGGCGAACCCGAGUGUUGGAGGCGACGAAAGAGAGAAUUGAAUUCUCGAAAAGCCCUCAUUUCCCUCGGAAGCCGCGUGAUUUUGCGCUGGGUCCAUGGAGAGAUGAUGGCUCUUUAUUGAAGAAAACGGUAAAACGGGACUUGGGUGUGAAUAGCGUGCUUGAAUCUGGGAUGAGCAGACUGAAUAUCGAUGGAAGACGCACUGUGGGUACUAGUAGUUCAAGUUGA